Molecule: messenger RNA, 635 nt
Organism: Argentina anserina (silverweed cinquefoil)
Lineage: Eukaryota; Viridiplantae; Streptophyta; Magnoliopsida; Rosales; Rosaceae
Exons: 2
Coding region: 16-549 (177 amino acids)
Cellular component (GO): chloroplast thylakoid membrane
Source: RefSeq, a predicted model, not a curated record
CCAAGUGGUAGCAAAAUGGGAAUGGCUACCACAUCCAUAUCUCUAUCCCCAUCAACUUUUCCCUCAGUUCUCAAACCACACCACUACCAAGUUCCCAGAACCCAGAAACCGAAUUCUCUGCCUUUCCCCUCACAAACCAAUAUUUCAACCAAAAAGACCUUAACUUUCCACCACCCACAUGAUAAAAUCAACCAAAGAAGCACCCCAGUUUGGAGAACCUAUGCAGCCUCAGUUGAAUCUGUGGUGGCUUCAGAAGCCAUCCCAAUUGAGACCACAGAGCAGAUAGUGGCUACCACUAGUGAUGAUGGUGUCUCUGUUGCCAUUUCUGUUCUCCUAUUUGUUGCAUUUGUUGGUCUCACCAUUCUCACUAUUGGGGUGGUGUACCUAGGUGUGACGGAUUUCUUGCAGAAGAGGGAAAGAGAGAGCCUUGAGAAAGAAGAGGAAGCUAACAAGAAGAAGGGUGGAAAGAAGAAGAGACUGAGAGCCAGAGCUGGGCCUAAGGGAUUUGGGCAAAAGGUUGAAGAGUUUGAGUUUGAUGCAGAUGAUUAAAAUGUAUGCACUUGCUUCCUGUAAGCAUUUCAACUUUUUUGUAAUUUGUAUUCCCAAGUUUACGGACACACUUGAAAGUAAUAUGG